CAGGGUCCGCCCCGCUCCGCCCCGCCGCCGCUCCCCGCGCCCCCGCUCCGCAUCCCGCUCCGCUCCGCGCUCCGCUCCGCCGCCCGAGGGGGGGGGCGGCCCAGGGGGGCGGCGGGUCCCGCUCAGCCCCCGGGGAGGGAGGGGGGCGAUGCCCCGCGCCGAGCCCCGCCCGGCCCCCCCGCCGCUCCGCCGCCCCGCCGCCCCGGCGCCGCCCGCCCCCCGCCGCUGAGCCUGGCCCGCCGCCGCGGCCUCCCCCGGCGGCGCCGCCCGGCCCGGGCUGCCGCAGCGCCGCGAUGGAGACGGCGGAGAAGGAGUGCGGAGCCCUCGGCGGCCUCUUCCAAGCCAUCAUCAACGACAUGAAGAGCUCCUACCCCAUCUGGGAGGAUUUCAACUCGAAGGCCACCAAGCUGCACUCCCAGCUCAGGACCACGGUGCUGGCCGCAGUUGCCUUCCUGGAUGCCUUCCAGAAAGUGGCCGACAUGGCCACCAACACACGAGGUGCCACGAGGGACAUCGGCUCUGCGCUGACCCGCAUGUGCAUGCGCCACCGCAGCAUCGAGGCCAAGCUCCGGCAGUUCACCAACGCCCUCAUGGAGAGCCUGAUAAACCCUUUGCAGGACAGGAUUGAGGACUGGAAGAAAACUGCCAACCAGCUGGAUAAGGACCACGCAAAAGAGUACAAGCGAGCCCGCCACGAGAUCAAGAAAAAAUCCUCCGACACCCUCAAGCUCCAGAAAAAGGCUCGCAAAGGGAAGGGGGACCUGCAACCCCAGCUGGACAAUGCGCUGCAGGAUGUCAAUGACAUGUACCUGCUGCUGGAGGAGACGGAGAAGCAGGCGGUCCGCAAAGCCCUCAUCGAGGAGCGGGGCCGCUUCUGCACCUUCAUCACCUUCCUGCAGCCCGUGGUGAACGGGGAGCUCACCAUGCUGGGAGAGAUCACCCACCUGCAGGGCAUCAUCGAGGACCUGGUGGUGCUCACCGCCGAGCCCCACAAGCUGCCCCCCGCCAGCGAGCAGGUGAUCAAGGACCUGAAGGGCUCUGACUACAGCUGGUCCUACCAGACCCCCCCAUCCUCGCCCAGCAGCUCCAGCUCCCGCAAGUCCAGCAUGUGCAGCAGCGUUAGCAGUGCCAAGGGUGGCAUGGCAUGGCCCGGCGGGGCUCAGACCUGCUCACCCAGUUCCACCUAUCGCUACCGCAGCCUGGCGCAGCCCCCCGCCGCCGCCACCCGCCUCUCUAGCGUAUCCUCCCACGACUCCGGCUUCAUCUCCCAGGAUGCUGCUUACUCCAAACCGCCCUCCCCCAUGCCCUCGGACAUCACCAGCCAGAAGUCCUCCAGCUCGGCAUCCUCGGAGGCCUCCGAAACCUGCCAGUCGGUUAGCGAGUGCAGCUCCCCCACCUCGGUUAGUUCUUGCUCCGCUGCUGGAGCACGGGCAGGUGGUGGAAAGGACUGGUCCAAGGCCAGCCCCUACGACCAGCCCGUGGUCCCCACCCUGCAGCGGCGCAAGGACCGCGUGGAGCACCUGCGGGAAGCUGAGAUGGGCUCGCCUGCCAGCGGGUACCCGAGCAUCGGCAGCGAGGAUGCUCCCAGGCCCCGGAUGUCACCGGCUACAAUUGCCGCCAAGCAUGGGGAGGAGGUGUCCCCCGCUGCCAGUGACCUGGCCAUGGUCUUGACACGGGGGCUGAGCCUGGAGCACCAGAAGAGCAGCCGGGACUCGCUGCAGUACUCCAGUGGCUACAGCACACAGACCACCACCCCCUCCUGCUCCGAGGACACCAUCCCUUCCCAAGGCUCUGACUACGACUGCUACUCGGUGAAUGGCGAUGUGGAGUGUGACCCCCAGAGCGACUUUGACAAGUCCUCCACCAUCCCGCGCAACAGCAACAUUGCCCAGAACUACCGGCGGAUGAUCCAGACCAAGCGUCCUGCCUCCACUGCCGGGCUGCCCACCGGCACCAACCUACCAGCCGGCACCACUCCGGGGGUGGCCACCAUCCGCCGCACACCCUCCACCAAACCCUCGGUCCGCCGUACCCUCUCCAACGCCGGCCCCAUCCCCAUCCGACCCCCCAUCGUCCCCGUGAAGACCCCCACGGUGCCCGACUCCCCCAGCUACACCGGCCCCACACGGGUGGGCAGCGAAGAGUGCGUCUUCUACACCGAUGACGCCUCACCGAACCCUCUGGAUUUUGCCAAAGCUUCGCCCAAGCGGCUGAGCCUUCCCAACACGGCCUGGGGCGGCGGUGCCAUGGAGAUCUCCGUCUACCCCGGGGCCGGCCAGCACCUCUCCGCUGAGGAAGAGGAGGACCAACAGCUGGCCGCCAACCGGCACAGCCUGGUGGAGAAGAUCGGUGAGCUGGUGGCCAGCGCCCACGCCCUGGGGGAGGGCCAGUUCCCCUUCCCCACCGCCCUCGCGGGGCCUGGGCCCGGCGAGGAGACCCCCGCGCCCCCCCCGGCGGCCUCCAUGGACCCCCCGGCCGAAGACAUGCUGGUGGCCAUCCGGCGCGGGGUGCGCCUGCGCAGGACCGUCACCAACGACAGGUCGGCCCCGCGGAUAUCGUGAUGAUGCCCCGGCCAGCGGGGAUGCGCCUACCGUGGCCGAUGGACCCGCCGGAGGCACCCGCUGCACCUCCCCAGGACCCCCCCCGCCGGCACCCGCUGCCCCUCCCUCACUGCCCCCCGCUUUCUGCUCCUCUGUCUCCUCCCCUCCAGCCCUUGCCUUGCCUUACAUCUUGCCUUCACUGGUUCUCCCUUUGGCUCUUUCUCUCCUCUUUUCUUGUUUUUUCUUUUCCCUUUUUCCUUUUUCUUCUCUUCAUUUCUUCUCCUUUUUCUUUUCCUUUUCCUCUUUUCUUCUUCUUUUUCUUCUUUUCUUCUUUCCUUUCCUUUUUUUCUCUUUUUCUCUUUUUCUCUUUUUCUCUUUUUCUCUUUUUCUCUUUUUCUCUUUUUCUCUUUUUCUCUUUUUCUCUUUUUCUCUUUUUCUCUUUUUCUUUUUCUUUUGCUCUUCUUCCUCUUCUUUCUCCUUUCUCUUUCUCCUUUCUCUUUCUCCUUUCUCUUUCUCCUUUCUCUUUCUCCUUUCUCUUUCUCCUUUCUCUUUCUCCUUUCUCUUUCUCCUUUCUCUUUCUCCUUUCUCUUUCUCCUUUCUCUUUCUCCUUUCUCUUUCUCCUUUCUCUUUCUCCUUUCUCUUUCUCUCCUCUUUUUUCUCCCCCUUUCUUUUUUCUCUUUUUUACUCAUUCCUUUUUGUCUCUUGUCCCUUUUUUUCCCUCGCUCCUUUUCUCUCGUUCUUUUUUGUCCUUUCCUUUCUUUCACUUUUCCUUUUUCCCUCUCUCUUUUCCUCUCCCUGUUUCCUCUUUCCUCUGCGCCCCCCCCCCCCCCCCGCCCCAUCCCCGGGCGCCAGCAGGUGCCCCCCCCAGCCCCAGCAGGAGGGGCCGGUGCCAGCGGGGCCACGGCAGGAGCAGCACCAGGAGCAGGGGUCCCUGUCCCCGGCCCCCCCAGCUGCCUGCUGGGGGCCAGCACAGCUCAGCCCCAUGGCGGGGGUCAGAAGAAGUGGGGAGGGGGCUGCAGAGCAGAGAGGGGGGCACAUGUGUGAUCGGGCGGGGGGACGGUGGGGGGACAGGCACUGCAGCCCCCUCCAACUUGGGGGGACACUGGGGCACAGUGGGUGAGGAUACGGAACCUCCUCUUCGCCCCCCAAGGAUCACUGGGGAGCCCCCCCAAGCCCCCCUCCCUCUCCCUCAGCACCCGCAGACCCUGUGCAGGAUCCUGCUGGGGCAGGGUCUGGGGGACAGGGGGUUUCACCCAGGCCCCCCUGAAGCAAAGCAGCUGAUUUCUGCCGGCGGCUGGAGGAAAGCACAACCCCCCUGGCCCCCCCUGCUGUACAUAGCCCCCCCACUGCCCCGCUGUCUGUCGCAUUGCAGCCCCCCCUUUCCCUCCCCCUUAGGAAUAACGAUUUAGUUCCCCCCCUUCUCCUGCCCAGAACCGCUGAUGCCAAGUGACAAAUGUUUGGGUUUGGGGGAGGGGGGGGGUCUCUUAUUUUGUACAGAAAACAAAAAAUCCUUGGACAAGAAAAAAAACCCGACCUGUCUUUCGACUGAAGUAACUUUUCUGGUGCUGUUGUUAACUUGGUCCUUUUUUUUUUUCUUUUUUUUAAUUUAUUUCCCCUCCGUGUUCCCGCCUCUGCCGCUGCUUCCCCCCUCCCCAUCCCUCUGCCAGGUUUCUUUCUCUUUCUUUCAUACCCUCUUUUCUUUUAAUUUUUUUUUUUUUGGUGGUAAUUCCCCCUCUUUCCCACCUGCCCCCACCUCAAUUUCCAUAGUCACUGCUACAAGUAACGAAUGCACUGUGAAGAUUCCAGUAUUAAUAAAGGUUGUACUGUAAUUAAUA
Molecule: messenger RNA, 4375 nt
Organism: Falco peregrinus (peregrine falcon)
Lineage: Eukaryota; Metazoa; Chordata; Aves; Falconiformes; Falconidae
Gene: MTSS2
Product: MTSS I-BAR domain containing 2
Exons: 14
Coding region: 294-2561 (755 amino acids)
Biological process (GO): cell projection assembly; plasma membrane organization
Cellular component (GO): actin cytoskeleton; cytoplasmic side of plasma membrane
Molecular function (GO): phospholipid binding; actin binding
Source: RefSeq, a predicted model, not a curated record